Molecule: messenger RNA, 616 nt
Organism: Magallana angulata
Lineage: Eukaryota; Metazoa; Mollusca; Bivalvia; Ostreida; Ostreidae
Exons: 3
Coding region: 1-450 (149 amino acids)
Source: RefSeq, a predicted model, not a curated record
AUGCGUUCCUUUGCCACCGUCGCUAUCCUUGCCCUCGUCGCCGUUGUUGCAGUCAACGCUCAGUGGUUCGGCGAUGACGAUUUUGAUGAUUUCUUCGAUGAUGAUGAUGAUUACAGGGUAUACAUGGGUGGCUAUGCCCCAUCUGCUGGCUUCGGACCACUUUCCUCUGGAUACGUAAUGGGAUCCAUGGGAUCCGUAGGAAUGGGAUCAAUGGGAUCAUCCAUCGCUUAUAGUCAUGGUCACGGUGGAAAAUCCGGUAAAGCCAUGUACAUUCCCUACGCUGUCCCCACCCCCGUCGCCGCCCAGCCCACCCCUCUCCCCCUUGAACUUCUGUAUGGUAAUGUCCAGACAACACAGAGCGGUCUCUUCGGAGGAAACGGAAGCGGUCUUCUUUUGCUCCUAUUCUUGUUGCCCCUCCUCCUGAACAACAACAACAACACCAGCGGUUAGGAAACUCGCCAUGAUUUAAUCACCAUUUGCAUAGAGACAAGAGACUCCCCCCAAUCAGGGCGCAUCUUAAGUUUGGUGUUUAAAUAUUGAAUCUUCAAUAAAAAUUGUAAUACCAUGAUUGAAAUCAACACUGUCCUAGUUAUUUGUUAUAUUAGAGCAAUGUUCG